GUUUAAAACUUCAGGAGAUGGCGCGGAAAGUUGUCACACCACCACACAGCGCAGCUUUCACUUUAUAGAAGUCUUAUAUCCAUGUUAAUUGAGUUACACCGGCAUAACCAGCCAUGAGUGUGUUGGAGGUGAAGUUUAUCGGUGAUGGAGAUGCUCUGGAGCACAUCGUGGACAAACAGGAGGGUGGGCAAAGCAACAGUGGAGCUGUUCAGAAGAUGGUGAAGUUUAAAAGUCCAGCUGGAAAACGAGUCCUAGAGGAUGAGGAUCAUGAUGGAGAUGAAAAUGGACUUUUGGAUGAGCAGAACUACAUCCAAGCUCUAGGAACAAACAAUGCAGAGGAGGAUGAAGAGGGUUUGUCCAGAGUGGCUGGAGCCUCCAUUUUCACCUUUCAGAAAGUCAGACGAGGACACAGCAUGGCCCAGACGGCUAACGAGUUGGCCCGGACACCUGCGAAAAGUGUGACAUUCAGCAAGACGCCCAAAGCAGAGCCCUCUACUCCCACCCGGACUGGCCGCAACAAAGGAGCCGAGAGCAGGACACCACAGAGGAGCAAGAAAGUUCAGUUUGUCUCCACGACUCCACACAGGUUGAGGAAGAGGAUAACAACUCCAAGCCUCCGUUCAGACAGCGAUAGUGAGCUGUCGCCUUCUGACUCCGGGGAGGACGAGGAAGAUGAGGAGAAAGUGGAGAAAGAAGACAAGGAGAACCUGAAGACUCCAGUAAAGAACUCUAAAAGUUUAUCUGCAUCUCUCUACAAAACUCCUGGCAAGAAGAGCAAAAUUUCUGAACCCCUGAACCAGCCGAGUAUGGUGGAGGAGUAUUUUGAAGCUCAUGGCAGCUCAAAGGUCCUGACGUCAGACCGCACACUGGAGCGUUUGCAUACGCCUAAACUGGACAGGGAGACAUUGGUGCAGCUGUUAGAGGGGAAACCAUCCUGCUACUCCAGAGAGAUUCAGCAGCUCAACAACAAACACAGGAAGCACUUUAACAAGUGGAUGCUGCAGUUACAGUUGGGAUUCAGUGUAGUCGUCUACGGUUUGGGAAGUAAAAAGUCUCUGCUGGAGGAUUUCCGUGCGUCUCACUUAGCUCAAGAAAUCCACCUUGUGGUCAACGGCUUCUUCCCCUCCAUUACCCUCAAAUCAAUCUUGAACGCUCUGACAUGUGAGGUUCUGGAGCACCAGGGAAGUUUCCGGACUCCGUCAGAUCAGAUCCAGUACAUCACUCAGACUCUUAAAGACGACCCAGACCUACAUAUUUACCUGCUCAUCCACAAUAUCGAUGGACCGAUGCUGCGAGGAGAGAAGACCCAGAGUGCACUGGGGCAGCUGGCAUCACUGCCCAACCUGCACUUGGUGGCUUCUUUAGACCACAUUAACGCCCCUCUGGUAUGGGACCAGUUUCAGCAGAGUCAGUUUAACUGGUUAUGGUGGGAGUGUGUGACCUUCCAGCAUUAUGCCGAGGAGACGUCAUAUGAAAACUCUCUCUUGGUUCAGCAGACUGGCGCCCUCGCUCUGUCCUCACUCACGCACGUGCUGCGCAGCUUGACGCCCAAUGCAAGAGGAAUUUUCAAACUGCUGGUGAACUUUCAGCUGGAAAACAAAGACAAUCCUUCGUACACAGGACUGUCCUUCCAAGAUUUCUAUCAGCGUUGUCGAGAGGCGUUCUUGGUGAACUCAGACCUCACGCUGAGGACUCAGCUGACUGAGUUCAGAGAUCACAAACUGAUCCGGACCCGUAAGGGUGCAGAUGGAGUGGAGUACUUGCUGGUGGCUGUGGAUGCAAGCACACUGAUGGAUUUUUUGGAGAACGAGGAGGGGGACUGAGAGGAGACGGCUUUGGUCUUGAUCACUUCCACAUCACUGACAGACUCAGCUUCAGCAUAGAUAUUUUGGUUAAUCCCCAGCACAGGGAAGGCUGAAUAUAAGAUGACCUAUAUCACAUAUCCAUACCACAUGACUUAAGCCAACUUACAGGCUCUCAACAGUUUGAAUAAAUUAAUUAUUGGUGUAAUAUUGAGACUUUUAAGAAAUCUCCCUGUAGUACUGUGACAUUCACUUUUGCUUUGGUCUUCGUGUUUUUUGAUAACUCUGUAAAUAAAAAUCAACUUGUAGAGUUA
Molecule: messenger RNA, 2116 nt
Organism: Cheilinus undulatus (humphead wrasse)
Lineage: Eukaryota; Metazoa; Chordata; Actinopteri; Labriformes; Labridae
Gene: orc2
Product: origin recognition complex, subunit 2
Exons: 16
Coding region: 114-1823 (569 amino acids)
Biological process (GO): DNA replication
Cellular component (GO): nuclear origin of replication recognition complex; nucleus
Molecular function (GO): DNA replication origin binding
Source: RefSeq, a predicted model, not a curated record